GCUUCCUGGAGCCAUUUUUCAGCUGCCGGCCGCAGCACCCGGGCUGCCGCCGCCGCUCCGCAAUCCGUUGCAUCGGCCGCCCCCGACGCCUCCAUCCCCCCUCGGGGCCCGAUAUCCGUGCGGCCGGGACCCUCCUCUCUCCAGAGCCCCGAUUAUUUUUGGGCCCCGGGGCCCGGGCGCUGCGGAAAAAUAAAAAGAACCGAGAGAGAGAGAGAGAGAAGGGGCUCGGAGGCGCCGGGCGGGGAGGCCGGCGCGAGGAGAGACUUGGAAACUCCGGCUGCACAUAAUAAAGCGCUUGAAAGCAAAACGUGCACACACGCUCCCCACCGCGCGCGCCGCCGCGAGCCAUGCGGAGGGGGAUCCGGCCCGCCCCGGAGCAGCACCCGCUGACCGCCGGGGGCGGGCAGGGGGCGGCCGCCGUCGCCGUCGCCGCCGCAGCCUCCAUGGACAAAAGGGCGCUGCUGGCCGGCCCCGGCCUCCCCGCCGCCGGCCCCGGCGCGUUCCUCCAGCUCCUGCGCGCGGGCCCGGCCGCCGGCGCCGGCUGCUCCUCCUCCGCCCCGCGGAGCGGCGCGCCGGCCGCCGGCCCCCUCCUCCCCAGUGUCCCCGGCGCGGAGCCGGCCGCCGGCAGCCUGCUCGACUCCACGCCGCACGGACCCUCCAGCCGAGCCGCGCUGCUGCAGCCCCCGGCGCCCGGCCGCGAGGGCGGCCCUCCGGCAAAGCGAAGGCUGGAGCUAGGAGAAAGCGGUCAUCAGUACCUCUCAGAUGGUUUAAAAACCCCCAAGGGCAAAGGAAGAGCUGCACUCCGAAGUCCAGAUAGCCCAAAAACUCCAAAAUCUCCCUCAGAAAAAACACGGUAUGAUACGUCACUUGGUCUGCUCACCAAGAAGUUCAUUCAGCUGCUGAGCCAAUCACCUGAUGGGGUCUUGGAUUUGAACAAGGCGGCAGAAGUGCUCAAAGUACAAAAGAGAAGAAUCUAUGACAUCACCAACGUGCUGGAAGGCAUCCACCUCAUUAAGAAGAAGUCUAAAAACAACGUGCAGUGGAUGGGCUGCAGUCUGUCUGAGGACGGGGGCAUGCUGGCCCAGUGUCAAGGCCUGUCAAAAGAAGUGACCGAGCUCAGUCAGGAAGAGAAGAAAUUAGAUGAAUUGAUCCAAAGCUGCACCCUGGACCUCAAACUGUUAACCGAGGAUUCAGAGAAUCAAAGAUUAGCUUAUGUUACAUAUCAAGAUAUUCGAAAAAUUAGUGGCCUUAAAGACCAAACUGUUAUAGUUGUGAAAGCCCCUCCAGAAACAAGACUUGAAGUGCCUGACCCAAUAGAGAGCCUACAAAUACAUUUGACCAGUACCCAAGGACCCAUUGAGGUUUACUUGUGUCCAGAAGAGACUGAAACACACAGUCCAAUGAAAACAAACACCCAAGACCACAAUGGGAAUAUCCCUAAACCCACUUCCAAAGACUUGGCUUCAACCAACUCAGGACAUAGUGAUUGCUCGAUUUCUAUGGCAAACCUUUCUCCUCUGGCCUCCCCAACCAACCUUUUACAGCAGACUGAGGACCAAAUUCCUUCCAACCUAGAAGGACCAUUUGUGAACUUACUGCCUCCCCUGCUCCAAGAAGACUAUCUCCUAAGCCUUGGGGAGGAAGAAGGCAUCAGCGAUCUCUUCGAUGCUUAUGAUUUGGAAAAGCUCCCCCUGGUGGAAGACUUUAUGUGUAGUUGAUUAUGCUUUGUGUGAACUCCCCUUAUAAACCAAUAUUUUUUUAUCCUGGAACCAGAACAUCUGUCAUGCAGUGUUGUCCCUUCCUACCUUCUUCCUCCAAGAUAGUAUCAUGAAGUAAACUGUAAACUUCAGAACAAAGCUGACAUUUUAAUCAAUUGAAAAAAAAAAUUUUUUUUUUUUUUU
This is a messenger RNA of Talpa occidentalis (Iberian mole), 1901 nucleotides long. It is a transcript of the gene E2F3, whose product is annotated as E2F transcription factor 3. Bases 348 to 1718 code for a protein of 456 amino acids. NCBI's taxonomy places the organism in Eukaryota, Metazoa, Chordata, Mammalia, Eulipotyphla, Talpidae. Gene Ontology annotation, cellular component: RNA polymerase II transcription regulator complex. The record is from RefSeq and is a predicted model, not a curated record. Gene Ontology annotation, biological process: regulation of transcription by RNA polymerase II. The transcript is spliced from 7 exons. Gene Ontology annotation, molecular function: RNA polymerase II cis-regulatory region sequence-specific DNA binding; protein dimerization activity; DNA-binding transcription factor activity, RNA polymerase II-specific.